Messenger RNA from Colletotrichum scovillei, 2692 nucleotides. RefSeq lists its product as uncharacterized. Lineage: Eukaryota; Fungi; Ascomycota; Sordariomycetes; Glomerellales; Glomerellaceae. Bases 242 to 2311 code for a protein of 689 amino acids. Gene Ontology annotation, cellular component: SBF transcription complex; MBF transcription complex. The record is from RefSeq and is a predicted model, not a curated record. The transcript has 2 exons. Gene Ontology annotation, molecular function: DNA binding; protein binding; transcription regulator activity.
CCACUCUCCAAACCUGGUGAAAUUUCCGUGAUACCGGUCCUCAACCCCGAGCCUCAUUUACCCUUCGCCUCCACAACUACCACUCCCACCCCGAACGAAACGCCACACCAAGUGCUUCCAUCCGCCCCAUCCACGAUAUCGCUCUUUCUCACGUCGAACAGACCGAAAACACUGCCAACGUGCCUCCUGAUCUUAAUACGAGAAGUUCGCAGGGCCUGUCCCUUGCUCCAGGUCGGCGACGAUGGUUAAUAAGGGCAAUGCGCAACCCGGCGUUUACAGCGCCACAUACAGUGGUAUUCCAGUCUACGAGUUUCAAUUCGGAGAUGACCUCAAGGAACAUGUCAUGCGACGCCGCCAAGAUGACUGGAUCAACGCAACGCACAUCCUAAAGGCCGCUGGCUUCGACAAGCCCGCCCGAACACGCAUUCUUGAGCGAGAAGUACAAAAAGAAAAGCACGAAAAGAUCCAGGGUGGAUAUGGAAAGUACCAGGGCACAUGGAUCCCUCUCGACAAGGGCGUCGCCCUCGCCCAGCGAAACAACAUCUAUGACCGCCUGCGGCUCAUCUUCGAGUAUACCCCAGGCGAACAGAGUCCGCCCCCCGCCCCGCGACACACGAGCAAGCCGAAAGCACCAAAGAAACCCGCUGUGCCCAAAUGGCCCGCCACGAACUUCCAACAACAGCAGCAGCAGGCACCACAACAAUCCCAGCCCCCUGCCAACCAGAUGCAAGGCGCGCCGCCGCCAGAAGAGUACGAGGUCGGCGACUCGAUGAUGAAUGACGAUGAUACCCCUGACAACUUGACCGUUGCCUCCGCCUCAUACAUGGGUGAAGAUGACCGCUAUGACAUGUCCCACCAGUCGGGCCACAGAAAGAGGAAGAGGGAAGAGGCCAUCCAGGACUUGACGCAGCAACAGCACUCCGUCUACGGAGACGAGCUUCUCGACUACUUCCUCCUCUCUAGGAAUGAAAAACCAGCAUACCGGCCUGAGCCGCCGCCAAACUUCCAACCGAAUUGGAUCAUCGACUCGGAGGAGCACACGGCGCUUCACUGGGCAUCAGCUAUGGGCGACGUGGACGUCAUCAAGCAGCUUCGGCGCUUCGGUGCCAGCCUGAAUGUGCAGAACGUGAGAGGGGAGACUCCCUUUAUGCGGGCUGUGCAUUUCACCAACUGCUACGAAAAGCAAACGUUCCCUCAGGUGAUGAAGGAGCUUUUCGAGACUGUCGAUGCGCGAGAUGCGACAGGGAGCACGGUGAUCCAUCAUGCGGCAGUAAUGAAGAAUGGCCGGGUUGUCAGCCACUCGUGUUCAAGAUAUUACUUGGACAAUAUCCUAAACAAACUACAAGAGACGCAUGAACCUGCCUAUGUGCAGCAGCUCAUCGAUGCGCAAGAUGAGCAAGGCAAUACUGCCCUUCAUCUGGCGGCAGAACGCAACGCGAGGAAAUGCAUCAGGGCACUCCUCGGGCGGCAGGCCUCCACUAGCAUUCCUAAUAACGAGGGUGUGCGGGCGGAAGACCUCAUCGCCCAACUCAACGCCACAAAGAAGGAGCGCGGCCCUCAGCGGUCAUCGUCACCCUUUGCGCCCGAUUCUCAGCGCCACGUCUCUUUCCGUGACGCGGUGCCUGAACGUAUGACAACGAGCAAGAAGCUCGGCCUGUCAUCCUUCAACUCAGAGGCCGCAAAUACGGUGCAGUCGCGCAUCACACCGCUCAUUAUUGAAAAGUUUCAAGAUCUCGCGGGCAGUUACGACGAGGAACUCCGCGAAAAGGAUCAGGCGGAGAAGGAAGCCCGCCGUAUUCUCUCCAAUACGCAAGCUGAGCUCGCCGCUGUACACCAGCACAUGGCCGAGCUUGAGGCUCAGCUUGAAGCAGACGACGGCGCAGCGCAAAUCAUCAGCGAGGCCAACCGCGCCAAGCAUCAAGUCAUGUCCCUCAUCACACAUCAGAACCGCCUGCAUGUACAGCAGGCCGUGGACCAGGAGAUUAACAUGCUCAACGGUGAUGCCAACGAGGCCUCGUACGAGGACCGCCUCGAGCUGGCGCGGCAGCUGCAGGCCAUGCUCUCGGAGCAGAGACAGUCAGAGUCUGACUACGUCGAGGCGCUCAGCAUGGUUGGCACGGGCGAGAACAUUGACAAGUACCGCCGGCUCCUGCGCAAGUGCCUGCCCCCAGCUGACGCGGAGAACCUGGACGAGAAUCUCGACAACCUCAUCGAGAUGAUGGAAGAGGAUCGUGACCUGCCGGGCGACGGCAGCGGCCUCGAGCCCAUGGAUGUUGGUAUGGGCGGUAUCGGGAUCGGUAUUGGCAUGUGACUACAUGCCACGUAUCUCGAGCAAUCACCGGUUGCAUAAGUUGUAAGAUGGAGAGAUUUCAAGGGGCGUUGGUCUCUAUUCUACGAAAACUUCCCUAUUUGGGAGGUUGAUCUUUGUCAGAUCCAGACAACGUUUCCGUCCGUAAGACGAUACGAGACCACAUCUCGACUUGUAAAUGAGGAAGCAUGGUUGUUGGUGAAUGGGCGGGCUUUUUUCAUUUCCAAAAAUUCAAAAGGGGUUCAGGAUUCGCUGGUGUCUUUUUUGGUGGCUCAGGCAGGAUAGGGCAGGACCGGGCAGGCAAAGCAGGCUUACUUGUUUAUUGUUAUUUGUCGCGAUUUUGAUUACACUUUGGACUGGCGUUUGAACGUUGGCGAGGGGAGG